AGCAGCCCGGCCCUGCCCCGCCCCCCCAGCGCGCGGUGCUCGCGCGCCGCGCCGUCCCGCCUUCCCGCGCCGCGUGACCUCGGCGCUCCGCAGCCAUUAUCCCGAUUAUCCCAUUAUCCCGCGCCAGCCGACGGAACGCGACGGGAUCGGGCGGUCGCCGUCACCGCCCUGACGUGGGCCCCCGCUUCCCGCGGGAGCCGGACCGAGCCAGUGCCGUUCCUCCCUGCGCCGGGAAGCGAAGGUAGAAGGGGAAGGGGCGGCGGGAGGCGGCAGCGGAGCUGCCUGGGAGCUCCUGGAAGCCUGGCGGGAUGGGGGUGUAGGGGUAUGUGAGGAAUGGGCGGCCGGCCGGCCCCGUUGGGCUUGCGCCCCGGGUGCAGGGCCUUUGGUUUUGGGCCUCCCUGGGGGAGGCAGGAAGGCCCGAGGGGAUGUGGUUGUACAGCGCUGGUUACGGGAAUGUUAAAUUUCCCCGUUAUCAGUGUGGGUGUGACACGGACGAGGGAAACGGUGCCGGGGAGAAAGGAUGGUUCCCGAUAUCGAAUCAGCCUUGACGGUCGCUGGAGGAACUUCCUUUCGGGCAUGGCUGUGCUUCAGGCGCCUGUGCCUGAGGUGCCCCACGCCUCCCUGCGCCUUUCCUGCCCUGAUUGCAGAUGCCCGCAAAGCCCCGUGAGGGACCGCAGCGGGUUUUAUGCCCCUCGCUGCAAGGCACUAUUGUGUUGCCCGUCUUGAUUGUGCUGUACUAUGCAACCAUUGCAGGAUUAUUUCCGUUAUUUCCCCUUUGCUUUGUAAACCUCCUACUUUUCGCCUUUAAUUCUAUGAAAAUCAGGUUCUUGUUUUGUGUGUCAUGUUGAUCCUUUACGAAGUCAGUACAACCCAUCACUUGUUUAUCUCGGAGAUCGAAGUUUUGUCCUCAGAGGAGCAGUUAAAUUUUACUACAGAAAGACGUGAGGGCAUGCAAAACAAAGGUGCUCCUGACUCCCGAGUAGUCACUGCUUAAGCAAUGCAAAUGUAUAGAAAUAUCACUUAGAAUGGUUGUUCUUGGUGUGGGAGGGAUUAGUUAAACAGCGUGGAGUUGCAGGAAAAUGCUGUCUAGCUGCUUUUCUUCUCCCUCCUCCUCGUCCUCCUCUCUGAUAAUCAUGUCGUUUUGGACAAAAGUAGGGAAAAUGAGGACGGGGUAAUGGCUUUGGCACUGAGGUGUGCUCCAGGCGUGCAUCUAUCUUGUGUCACAGAAAGUAAGAAUUGCAUCCUCCCACUUGUCGCUUUUGAUGUUGAGUGACAGGCUGUGCUGAAUGGCCAGACGGGGUUCGGUGUGUUACAUAUAUCGGUGCUUGGAGCUGGAGUGCCUCUUUCCUGGGCAAGGCUUUAGCUUGCAAGCCUGUGUGGAGCAACUUCUCAGGUGAGGGUUGGGGCUGGCAGAAUCCUGGGGGCAGGAGGUAGGAGCACGUACCAUGGAGAAAAGCCUGUUCGCAUUGAGAAUGCAGAAAACUUGAAGUGGUCGUAGGAAUCUAGAAAAAAAUCAGCUCCUAGUUUGGAGCUAGGAUGCAGAUAUUUGGAUGGAUUAUAUUCAGGCUGGUUGUCAAGGAGAGGUAGUGCAGUAGGGGUUUGUGGAAUGCCAAAGAACAUUUGUGGUUUGUUUACAGGUAGGGGAGGUAGGUGAAGAAAGCUACUCAAGAAAGUGCUCUGUUUGUCAGUGUGCGAGUUUCUCCCAAAGGUAUUCUGAAAAAGCGUGUUGCUUGCUUGUUCAUUGUGCUGGCACUGGCCUCAUGCAGCUUUGUGGUAAUUGGGAUCUGAGAGGUGAUGUGCCUGAAAAGGCAGCUUUUGUCCAGAGUAGUUUUCUUAGGGAUCACUGCUGCAGCUCACCAAGCACCUCUGAGGGUGUCAGUCUUGGAACAAAUGAGGGCGGGAAGAUUGCCUUUUCUGCAGCAGCAAUUCGUGUAGUUCAUAGCAGAGACUGGGGAGACCGUGGUGUAAAGGGGUAUGAAAACACGGUGUGUAAAACACACACACAAAAACAACAAAGGCCGUCCAAAACAGUAUGUGUCCAAAAGCAUGCUAAUUCCUUUUUGUGUAUGCACCCAUUUCUCAGUCACUUCGGUUUCUUUGUUUUUUUAGUUAGAGGAGAAACGUGGUUUUGUUUGCUAUUAGUAUUACAUAAAAGACAGCUAACAAUCAUAUGAUGGUUUUGCAGAGGUGAUUUUGCUGUUACUAGGAUGCUGAUUUUUUACUUCAUUUAGAAAUAUUUUGUGUUAUUUUCGGUAUAGAAAUUAAUGAGUUGGGGGAGAAGAAGGCCUUUUUGUGUUUUACUGUUUCCAUUAUAUUUUCAGCAUAUUAAAUGGGUGAAGUAGUGAUUCCCACCUCUUGUUUGUAUGUAAUAGUUUGGGCAUAUUUGCCAUGGAAUUUUAGUUUUUGAAGGAAUCCAAGUCACCGAUGAUCUAAGUAGGAUGGGUUUAAGUGACUAUAAAAUGCAUUCUAUUCUUAUGUAUGAUGUGCCACUGCUAGAGUUUUGGACAUUAAAAAAAAAAGGGGGGGGUAGAGAGUGGAUAAGAAAGCACAGCAGAUGUGCAAGCACUGAAUAGAUGACUUACAGUGUUGUCUCAUUAAGACUGACUUUAUUUAUUUCUGUGGGUGUAUUAUGAGAAACUACUACAAAUUCUGUGGAAUUUUAUGAAGACUGUCCUAUCCCCUUUUGUGUUGUCAUGGUUGUAUAAUCAUCCCGUCUUUUGAAGCCUGACUCUCUGAAUGAAAACUCAUUUUGGCAAUAGCUUGUGAAUUACUUAAACAAGAUUUUUAUUUAAAUCUACCUGACAGUUCUCAAAUAAUGUUUAAGCAAGAGAAAUGCAGACUAUGAAAUAGCUAUAAAGGAAGGGUAGCUAAAAUAAUGGAUCUAAGAGGAAGCAGUGUUUUGCUAGAGUAAGUGGGUAUAACUGUCCUAAAAUGUCUUAAACUUUACAUGUGAUGUAUAACUUGUUAAACGGCUUAAGAGAUGUGUUGUAUCUACAGUCUGUGGACUCUGACGAAACUCCAAUGCCACUGGCAUAGUGAAGACUGCUAAAAAUACUAUAUAAAAGGAAUUGGUUACCAUUUUCCUUGUCCUUCUUAUGUUUUAUUAAACAUAGCAAAUGCUGACAGUGUCACUUACUUCCUUCUUAUUGUGUUGCUUGUGAUGGGAUAAGCCCAAUUGUGUUUUAUAUCUUGUUUUUGCUUGAUGGUCGCACUUGCUGGCCAAGACUGAUUGAAGACACCCAAAGAAGAAGACAUCCUGUUGUUUUUUUCAUUAAGAAACUUAUCUGGAUGUGAUUCAAUAACUGACAAAUGAUGGACUAGCCAAUUUUCAGAAAAUGUCGUGGUUUCUGUGUUAAGUCUUGGUUGUUUGGGUGUGUUUGGUUUUCGUUAUUUUGACUUUAUAUGUGUGUGUUUAUUUUGGUGAGGUUUUUUGUUUUUUGGUGGGGUUUUUUGGUGCUUUGGUUUUUAUUUUUAAAGUUGCUUGCAAGUAUUGUUAAAAAUCUUAAAUACCACUAAGUUUGUUGCUUCUCGAGGCUGUGCCAGGCUGGUUUCAGGGAAGCUUUAAGUUUGUGGUGCUGCCAAAAGAAGCAGUUCUGCCCAGCUGCUAUUUCAAUUUCCCUGUGUUGGCCCAAGUGUUUGUGGGCUGUGUAAUGAACCAUACAAAAAAAAAGUUGUACUGAAAGUGAUCCAGUAUGUGGGUGCAGAAAUACUUAGACUGGCAUAGGAAAGAUCAUCAGGAAUGUGAGGAAAUACAGGAUAGGAGAGAUGGGGCAGUUUCUUUAAACUAGCAGAGCCACCUUAUUCUGUGGAGCUGCAGCAGCUUCCUUUGUAAAAUCCAGAUUUUUUUUUUAACAUGGCAGUGAAAUGGUUGAGGGCCAGGCAUCUCCUUUCAAUUAUUUAGGGUGGAAAGUGAGGAAAAAGAGGGAAUAGGCUCUAGUGUGGACUAGAGCCCUGGGGUUUCAGGCACAGGCCAUGUUCCUAGCAGAUGUGGUCCUCUCUUAAAAAUGCUGGGUGAUAGUGACGGCACCUUUUCACAUGGUUGAUGCACACAUCUGGCAGUGUGGGUCUCUUCUGAGAGCAACAAAUAAUGCUCUUUCUCAUUGCUCUUGACUGUGCCCUUGCUUGAUGUGGUGUAGCCACUGCAGCCUGGCCAUGAGCAGGAAGAGGCUGUGGGUGAUUUCCUUUGCUGCUGUGAACCAGGGUGUUGUGUCUGUGGUGCUCUGAGGGUGGGUAUUUUUCUGUGAAGGUGUGCAGCAUGUGGGAGCUGACUGUCACAGACAGCCGUUUUCCUGCAUACUCCUGGUACUACCUCAAUUCUUUUCUAAAUGAGCUUUAAUAAAGGUUAAUAAAAUUUUAGAUUCUUGCAUGUUUUGAGAAUAUUUACAUGGACCAAAAAAACCUCAGCUAUGUAUGUAGUCUUUUCACUUCUGUUCCUAAGUAUCAGUGUUGUUUGGAUAAGGUGGUCUUACGUGUCAAGGUUUUACCUAUUACAACUAAAUGGAAACAAAAGCUGCAAAUAGUUAAAUGUUUUUUAUUCAGUAGUUAAGGUUUUUUAAUAAAAGCUUUUGGUCUUGUUUUUGUUUUUUAAUGUUAUAUCCAUACUCUUCUUAAAAAACUUAAAUGGGAAAAGGGUAGUAGCAGAUAUGUUUUAGCUGCCAGGGUUGGAUGUGGUAUAGCUAAUGUGUUGCUUAAAAACAGAAGUGUGGUUACUUUUCACCUUUGCCAGUUGCUAGAAAAGAUUUCUAAGACUGAAGAACUCACUACCAGAGUUUGAGUUAUGGUAAUUUAAGAUCCUGUCAUCUGCUUAGAGGUCUUAAAAGUGAAGCAACUAUCUUGUUCCAUAUCCCCAGGAUCUAAAGACUUGUCUAAAUUAGGAUUUGGGAUUUCAGCUAACACCAGUUAAAGUCAGAAAUACAGAUUAUAUAAGUAUUCAUUUAAAAUCUCAGCCUGAACUUGAAGUUUGUGUUGCUUUUUCUGUACUAGACUUCUGAAUGCCUUCGUUACCCUUUACUGGCUAAUACCAUCUCGCCUUUUGUCUAGACAAAAUCUGAAAUGGUCCGAUACACUACUGUGCUCCUUCGGAGACUCAUGCUUGCUGAUGAUGAGAAGUAAAAACUUAAUCUUAAUAAAGCAUAUAUUUUGUAGAAAUUGGAAAUGUCUUGGUCACUACUAGUGAAUGGACUCAGUAUUGCUGAAAGCACAAAUACAGAGUUUUGAAAUAAUUUCUGCAUUGAUAUCAACUAACAGUUUGAGCUGGGCAAUUUCAAAAGAAAAUGGUAAUGGGUCAAAGUUUUUAUUAAUUAAAUUGGGGAUUUUUAGCCACUGAUCCGAAAAGAAAAGGAAAAGGAAUAGAUCUACUAGCAAAAAUGGGUCGAUCUAAUUCUAGAUCACAUUCGUCAAGAUCAAAGUCCAGAUCUCAGUCCAGCUCUAGAUCAAGAUCCAGAUCACAUUCAAGAAAAAAGAGAUACAGCUCCAGGUCUCGGUCAAGGACGUACUCCCGAUCUCGGAGCAGAGAUCGUGUUUAUUCUCGAGAUUAUCGCAGAGAUUACAGGAAUAAUAGAGGAAUGAGACGUCCCUAUGGUUACAGAGGAAGAGGUAGAGGGUAUUACCAAGGAGGAGGCGGUAGAUACCAUCGUGGAGGCUAUAGGCCUGUGUGGAACCGAAGACACUCCAGAAGCCCUCGGCGCGGCCGCUCCCGUUCCAGAAGUCCAAAACGAAGGUCGGUGUCUUCCCAGAGGUCCCGGAGCAGGUCUCGUCGAUCUUACAGAUCUUCCCGGUCCCCGAGGUCCUCUUCAUCUCGUUCUUCAUCCCCAUACAGCAAAUCACCCAUCUCUUCCAAAAGACGUGCAUCUCUGGAAAAGCAGGCAAAGAAAACUGAAGGGGCUCCUUUGCAAGACAGUCCCUUGAAAAAUAAAUCACAGGAUGAACCGAAAGAUACAUUUGAACACGACCCAUCGGAGUCUCUUGACGAUUUUAACAAAUCAUCAGCAGCUUCUGGCGACAUUUGGCCCGGCCUUUCAGCGUAUGAUAACAGUCCAAGGUCACCCCAUAGUCCUUCUAUUGCCACCCCACCUAGCCAGAGUUCAUCUUGCUCUGAUGCCCCUCUGCUUAGCACAGCCCACUCAGCAAAGGACACACCUCAGCAUUCCCAUUCCAUUCAGCAUAGUCCUGAGAGAUCUGGCUCUGGUUCUCUUGGAAAUGGUUCUAGCCGCUAUAGUCCUUCUCAGAAUAGCCCAUUGCAUCAUAUCCCUUCGAGGAGAAGCCCUGCAAAGACAAUCCCAUCACAGAGUGCCCCCCGUGAGGAGGCUCGAGUGCGGUCAUUUUAUCCUGAGGGUGGUGAACAGGAAACUGCAAAAGGUGGAAAGUUUAUGAAAAGGUACACAGAUGAAGAGUCUAGAGUAUACCUGCUUGAUAGGGGUAAUACCAGGGAGAAGGAGGCCCAGAAGGAGAGAGGAUCAGAAAAAGGGAGGACAGAGGGAGAAAGGGAAUGGGAGGAACAGGAAACUUUAGAUUUUUUCGUUGAUAAAGAGACUGGGAAGGAAAAGUUUAAUGACUCUGAAGGGGAGGACACAGAGGAGACAGAGGAUUACAGACAGUUCAGAAAAUCUGUCCUGGCAGAUCAGGGUAAAAAUUUUCCUACUGCAUCUCACCGGAAUGCUGAGGAGGAAGGAACCAAAUACAAAUCUAAAAUAUCAAUCAAGGGCACUAGAGAGAGCGAUGGAUUUAGAGAUGAGAAAAGUUAUAAGCUUAAAGAGACUGGCUAUGUAGUGGAAAGGCCUAGUGCAACAAAAGAUAAGCACAAGGAAGAAGACAAGAGUUCUGAGAGACUAAUGAUGAAGAAAGAAACUCAGUCACCUGAGCAGGUAAAGUCUGAAAAGCUCAAAGAACUCUUUGAUUACAGUCCUCCUCUACACAAGAAUCUGGAUGCGAGAGAAAAAUCCACCUUCAGAGAGGAGAGCCCACUUAGGAUCAAAAUGAUAGCCAGUGACUCCCAUCGUCCUGAAGUUAAACUCAAAAUGGCACCAGUACCUCUUGAUGAUUCCAAUAGACCUGCUUCCUUGACUAAAGACAGGCUGCUUGCUAGCACACUUGUCCAUUCCGUCAAGAAGGAGCAAGAGUUCCGAUCCAUCUUUGACCACAUUAAGUUGCCACAGGCCAGCAAAAGCACAUCAGAGUCAUUUAUUCAGCACAUUGUGUCCUUGGUUCACCAUGUCAAAGAGCAAUACUUCAAGUCGGCUGGAAUGACCCUAAAUGAGAGGUUCACUGCGUAUCAAAAAGCAACUGAAGAGCACUGCACCCGACAAAAGAGCCCAGAAAUACAUAGGAGGAUUGACAUCUCUCCAAGCACCCUGAGGAAGCAUACCCGUUUAACAGGUGAAGAGAGAGUCUUUAAGGAAGAAAGUCAAAAAGGAGAUAAAAAAUUAAGGUGUGAUUCUGCUGAUCUUCGGCAUGACAUUGACCGACGUAGAAAAGAACGAAGUAAGGAGCGAGGAGACUCAAAGGGUUCCAGGGAAUCCAGUGGGUCAAGAAAGCAAGAGAAAACUCCAAAAGAUUACAAGGAUUACAAAUCUUACAAAGAUGACAGUAAACAAAAAAGAGACCAAGACCGUGCUCGGUCCUCUCCAUCUUCCUCCCCAUCUUCUUCCUCAUCCAGUUCUCGAGAAGAAAAGGAUUGCAAGAAAGAAAGAGAUGAAGAGUUCAAAACCCACCAUGAACAGAAAGAAUACUCUGGUUUUGCUGGAGUCAACAGGCCAAGAGGCACCUUUUUUCGAAUUAGGGGCAGAGGAAGAGCCAGAGGAGUCUUUGCUGGAACAAAUACUGGUCCCAGCAACUCAAAUACUACUUUUCAGAAGAGACCGAAGGAAGAGGAAUGGGAUCCUGAAUAUACCCCAAAAAGCAAGAAAUACUUCUUGCAUGAUGACAGAGAUGAUGGUGUGGAUUAUUGGGCCAAAAGAGGAAGAGGCCGUGGUACUUUCCAGCGUGGCAGAGGGCGUUUUAACUUCAAAAAGUCAGGUAGCAGUCCGAAGUGGACACAUGACAAAUAUCAGGGGGAUGGCAUUGUGGAAGAUGAGGAAGAAACAAUUGAGAAUAAUGAAGAAAAGGACAGACGCAAAGAGGAAAAGGAAUAACCCGGAAGAAGGUUGUACCUGAAAGAGCAGCUCUUGCACCACCCACACAACAUUUUUAAUAUGUUUUUUGUUGUCAAAUGAAUGUAAGCAUUUUACUUAAAUUUUACUGUUGGAAAGUAGUUUAGAGAGAUUGUUUUCGUUUUAAGCCUUUAGAAAAAAAUCAUGAUAUAGUAAACUAUGUUAAUGAUCGUACAGGUAGAAAGUAAAAUAUUUGUAACAACUUUUAAGAAAUUUUACUGUUUGUUAUAUGCAGUGUAAUUCUGCUUUGUCCAAAUACAUGGUCAAGUACAACUCUAAAAGUUUUGAUUCUCCCCUAUGUCUGUGUUUUAUUCUGAAGUAAACUUACAGCUCUGCACACCUAAAA
Messenger RNA from Camarhynchus parvulus, 8493 nucleotides. It is a transcript of the gene BCLAF1, whose product is annotated as BCL2 associated transcription factor 1. The record is from RefSeq and is a predicted model, not a curated record. Gene Ontology annotation, molecular function: DNA binding; transcription coregulator activity. Lineage: Eukaryota; Metazoa; Chordata; Aves; Passeriformes; Thraupidae. The transcript is spliced from 14 exons. Gene Ontology annotation, cellular component: mediator complex. Bases 5367 to 8129 code for a protein of 920 amino acids. Gene Ontology annotation, biological process: positive regulation of transcription by RNA polymerase II.